This is a messenger RNA of Pipistrellus nathusii (Nathusius's pipistrelle), 1005 nucleotides long. NCBI's taxonomy places the organism in Eukaryota, Metazoa, Chordata, Mammalia, Chiroptera, Vespertilionidae. The record is from the annotation of a GenBank genome assembly.
AUGGAGAAGCUGCGGCUCCUGGGCCUCCGCUACCAGGAGUACGUGACUCGUCACCCGGCCGCCACGGCCCAGCUGGAGACGGCAGUGCGGGGCUUCAGUUACCUGCUGGCAGGUCGCUUCGCCGAUUCGCACGAGCUGUCAGAGCUGGUGUACUCUGCCUCUAACCUGCUCGUGUUGCUCAAUGAUGGGAUCCUGCGCAAGGAGCUUCGGAAAAAGCUGCCCGUGUCGCUGUCCCAGCAGAAGCUGCUAACAUGGCUGAGCGUGCUGGAGUGUGUGGAGGUGUUCAUGGAGAUGGGGGCCGCCAAGGUGUGGGGUGAAGUGGGCCGUUGGCUCGUCAUUGCCCUCAUCCAGCUGGCUAAGGCAGUGCUGCGAAUGUUCCUGCUCAUCUGGUUCAAGGCUGGCCUCCAGACCUCACCCCCCAUCGUUCCGCUGGACAGGGAGACCCAGGCACGGCCCCCGGAUGGUGAGCACAGCAGCCAGGAGCAGUCAUACGUGGGGAAGCGGUCAAACAGAGUGGUGCGAACGCUCCAGAACACCCCGUCCCUGCACUCCAGGCACUGGGGGGCCCCCCAGCAGCAGGAGAGACGGCAGCAGCAGCACCAGGAGGAGCUUUGCAGUACCCCCACCCCUCUGGGGCUGCAGGAGACCAUCGCGGAGUCCUUGUACAUUGCCCGGCCCCUGCUGCAUUUGCUCAGCCUGGGCCUCUGGGGGCAGCGGUCGUGGAAACCCUGGCUCCUGUCUGGUGUCGUGGAUGUGACCAGUCUGAGCCUCCUGAGCGACAGGAAGGGCCUGACCCGGAGGGAGCGGCUGGAGCUGCGGCGUCGGACCAUCCUGCUGCUCUACUACCUGCUGCGCUCCCCAUUCUACGACCGCUUCUCCGAGGCCAGGAUCCUCUUCCUGCUCCAGCUGCUGGCAGACCAUGUCCCCGGCAUCGGCCUGGUGACAAAGCCACUCAUGGAUUAUUUACCUGCCUGGCAGAAAAUUUAUUUCUACAGUUGGGGCUAA